AUGGCGUAUUUACUCCACCUGAAAGAAUUCCUUGUAGUAGGGGAUGAGCGUCUUUUGGCCGGACUGCAUUCUCACUACCCCUACUUUGUGCCCCCCCUCCCCCUGUUUCAGUGCCUUUUUGAGAUGCUGAUCGACUACCUUAACGACGGAAAUAUGCUGCAGUCCCUGGCGAAAAUCAUUAAGGCCUGCGUGCGCGAUAUCCAGAUGCAGCAGGCCAGGCCGCGCAAAUUAUCCGGUCCUGCCAAGUUGAUUUCCUCCCUGAGCUUCAGUGUGGGCGCCUCCUCCGAUGAGAACCGUUUCAUCGCCCUGGUCACACACAUCCUCCGUGCGCCACCGAACACGCCUGUGCAAAAUGCCGACGGCCUCGUGGAAGGUGUUGACGGAGCCGCUGAAGAUCUGUUUCACACAUCCGCAUCAAGUCCUCGCCUGGGCUAA
Molecule: messenger RNA, 435 nt
Organism: Dibothriocephalus latus
Lineage: Eukaryota; Metazoa; Platyhelminthes; Cestoda; Diphyllobothriidea; Diphyllobothriidae
Source: the annotation of a GenBank genome assembly